AUGAUUGCUGACCAGGUGCUCUGGCAAUUGCAGUUUGGUCUCCCUUUGAUUUACAGAGUUAAAAGCAAGAUUGUUUUUUGUGAGCAGUCUGGUUUUGAAGGGUUUAUACGAGACAAGUACACGGCUCUUCCUGAAACACGUGAAAGGUUGCUGGCAACAGAAGUAACUGGUCUGUGGAGGUACUCUUAUGAAUCACUAAGCAGCAUCCCACAGAAGCCACUUUACUUUAUGGAGAGGUACGACAAUGUUAAAAGAGUUCUGCUUGAAACCUUUUUCGGUCCACCGAAUGUGGGGGUGUACAGCCCAUCUAUUCAAAGCACUCUCUAUCAAAUGGCAAGGGCCACAUUGAACAGAUUUUCUAACAUAGAUUCUGUUCAACUAAAGAUGCCAAAUAUUCAUUUUCUACUAGUCAAUAUCUCAAAUACAGGUGGUCAAAUUGUAAAGAAAGAAGCUGUUCACUUGGUUUUCAAUGUUAGAUUUGAUUGCAUCUCAUUUUGUCUGUCUCAUUGUCAUCAUAGUAGAAAUUAGAGGAAGCAAAGAUGAAAGGAAUUUGAAAUUUCGAACGGAGACUAAGAACCACCAAUUAAAGGUCCCAUUCCAGACAACUGGAGGUGCCCUGAAUGUUGUCAAUGCAACUAUUGAUAGGUAUAAGAAAGCAUGUUCAGAUUAAUCUGGUGCUAGAUCUGUUUCUGAGAUUAAUGCUCAGGGGUGUUGAUGAUGAGAAGGAAUAUCAUGUGAAAUGGAAAGAGCUUCCAUAUGAUGAAUGCUAUUGGGAGUUUGAGACAGAUAUUUCAACAUUUCAACCAGAAAUAAAAAGAUUCAAUAAAUUCCGGUCUAGAUCCAGCAAACUUGCCUCCAUGAAGCAAAGAAGCAGUGUUAAGGAUGAUGUUGAAUUGAAGAAUUACAAUAUGUAAAUUUCAGUCUAGAUCCAGCAAACUUGACUCCUAUAUGUCUCUUUUUAUAUUUCUUGAUUUGGUUACAAAAUUACAAUGCAAACAUUAAUGUUUUAAUUUGUUUAUGAUUUGCUUGUUUAUAGUACUUUUCUUUUA
This is a messenger RNA of Arachis duranensis, 1049 nucleotides long. Its product is annotated as uricase-2 isozyme 1-like. The record is from RefSeq and is a predicted model, not a curated record. Lineage: Eukaryota; Viridiplantae; Streptophyta; Magnoliopsida; Fabales; Fabaceae. Bases 1 to 528 code for a protein of 175 amino acids. Gene Ontology annotation, cellular component: peroxisome. The transcript is spliced from 9 exons. Gene Ontology annotation, biological process: urate catabolic process; purine nucleobase catabolic process. Gene Ontology annotation, molecular function: urate oxidase activity.